Molecule: messenger RNA, 1412 nt
Organism: Paramuricea clavata
Lineage: Eukaryota; Metazoa; Cnidaria; Anthozoa; Malacalcyonacea; Plexauridae
Source: the annotation of a GenBank genome assembly
AUGGAGGCCGAUGCGAAUGCUAAAUCCUACGAUGAAGUCAGUGGACCACAAAUCGAAGCAGGUAGUCGAUUUAUCCGUGAGUUAAACCUUUCCUUGGGAGACAAAGUGCUUGACAUGGGUUGCGGUACAGGCCAUCUCACUAAAUAUAUCGCUGAUAUUGUUGGCCCUGAUGGUCAGGCGGUCGGAAUCGAUCCCGAUGCUGAGCGAAUCAAAAUUGCCGAAGGGAAAUCUAAAGAAGUCGGUAAUCUUCAGUUCUAUGUUGGUAGCAGUGCAAUUGGAUUUCCACACGAUAAUGAGCCAUAUUACGAUGUUCAUAUCAGUACGCAUGCAUUCCAUUGGGUUCCUGAUGAUGAGAAAAGAAUUUACAUACAGAAAGCACAUCAGUGUUUGAAAGCUGGGGGGAAACUGGCCAUCUGGUGUGCCGCAAAAGUGCCUAAUGAUGAGAAAAUCAAAGGAGUUCAUACGUUAACCCAAGAUGGCUAUCAAGAUGUGUUUCAAGAGGUUGGUCUCUUCAAUAACGUUGUGGUGGAUGCACCGAUCUACCCAUAUCGAUGUGAAUCAUUUGAAGAGUUCAAGCGAUGGUUCAAAGGUUCAGCUCGCCAGGAUCUGGACCUUGACAAACAUGCGGACAUAGUUAAGAAAUAUGUGACCACAGAAGAUGACGGGCAAGUCACUUGUAAAAUACCAUGUAUUCGCAUCACAGCAUGCAAAAAUUGAUCGGGAUAAAGUGGCCUGCAGUGAUUCAUGUACAGUAUAUAUAUAUGUCCCUGCAUUGCUUGUACCUAUAGUAGCCUAGACGACUUUUGACAAUGAAAUAAAUAUGCUUUCGCCUAAUGUAAUAAGCUGUAGUUCAGACUCGGCCGAAUUCCAUGUUUACGGCAGACUGGAAACGGCCAAGCUCAAAUCGUAUUUUGAGGUCAACUGUUAGUUGUUCCAAGUUAGGAAAUUUGUGCAUUCAAAUUGAAGCAUGAAUUAGCUACUGUCGAAAACUUGUAGAACGUACCUUGAGUCCUUGAAGAUUACCGUUUGCUGUUACCUGUCUGUCGUAAACGUCAAUCCGUAACACUGAACGGCAGUGAAAGCGAUUAUAUUUGAAUAUUCCGUGGAUGAUUGAUAGUUAAUCGGACAGUGAAUAGUUUAGUGAUUUAGUAUUGGAACGGAGAAAGCUAACAAAGGUUAUGUCUGUAAGACACGAAUCGUCAAGCUGUAGAGAUGUACUCUUCAAGUCGGUUAAGUGAUAAUUGACAGUGUGUGUUUAAUCUUUUACUUUCCAGUCAAUUAUUAAUGUAAUCUAAUCAAACCCAAUCACUUUUAGAAUGUAUUAUUAUUAUAUUUCUAAACUCUCUACGGCGUUGAAGAUGGUUUUGCUCAUUUGGAAACAAGUUCUACAUUGGUGCCGAGUUAGCAGGCAG